UAUAUAAAAGUUGCAAUUGGGGCAGAAGUUACAGUAUGACUUUGUGCCUUGAAAUGGAUUAUUUAACUUGUGCUUUUAUCUUCGUAUCAUUUGUGUCAAAUUCUUUGGCACAACAGCCUCAACAAGUUAAUCCUUUGGGGGUCCGCUACUCUGCAGCUACCGAUGUUUCUCACGUGUCGUUCAGUUCACCUUUGGUCACUUACGGAAGUGCUUUAAGCGACAUCCAACUUCCUGCAGCUCCGAUACAGCCAACCAUCAAAACAUCACAACCAGAAGAGCCCAAAUCUGCCAAUCCACAAUUGAAAAGUCCGCAAGGGUUUUCUUCGAGUCAACCGCAAACUGUGGCUAGAUAUUCUCAACCUCAACAACAAUCACAGUAUCCUGUUGCUCAGCCACAGUUUUCUCAAGAAGCUCAACCACAAUAUUCUCAAGCUCAGUAUCCUGUAGUUCAGCCACAAUAUUCUCAAGCAGUUCAACCACAGUAUCCUGUAGCUCAACCACAAUAUUCUCAAGUAGCUCAACCACAGUAUUCUCAACUAACUCAACCACAAUAUUCUCAAGCAGUUCCACCACAGUAUUCUCAAGCAGCUCAACCACAGUAUUCUCAAGCAGCUCAGCCACAGUAUCCUGUAUCUCAACCACAAUAUUCUCAAGGAGGUCAACCACAGUAUCCUGUAGCUCAAGCACAAUAUUCUCAAGCUCAGUAUACUCAACCAUCUGCCCCUUUGGUUUCGAGGGUGGCUUUCAAUGGACCAUUGAGUGGUUUCAGCUACCAGUUUUAAGUGAUUUUUGUGUUCCUGUUAUUUUCUAGUUAAAUACAUUUAUUUUGUUAUAUUUUUGUUUGUUUUUUUUGCUAGAUAGUUAUUUAUUCUCCAGGUUUAUUUAUCAAAAUUGUUGUUUAUUAGCGACUAAUGAUCGUCAUAUUUAUCAUAGUUUUUAGUUUAUCUUCAUCUUAGUACAAAAAUGUUGAAAUCUAUAAUUUUCCAUGUUGGGAUCGCUCAAACUGUAUAUACUUAUUGUGGGAAUUGAAGCUGAAAUAUUUGAAACAAGAUCAGCGGAAAAGUUGAAAAAUGAUAAAAGUUC
Messenger RNA from Ceutorhynchus assimilis (cabbage seed weevil), 1083 nucleotides. The record is from the annotation of a GenBank genome assembly. Lineage: Eukaryota; Metazoa; Arthropoda; Insecta; Coleoptera; Curculionidae.